AUGCUGUUCCGAGCCUCACCCUUGCAGGCCGAACCGGGUGCCCCCACCAACGCCGAAGUUGUUGUUGUUGAUAUCGACUACGAUGGCAUGACGACUAGCGAUACGCUCACUCUCACGCGUGCUUUAAACCUCAUGGACGAGAGAGUAAAGCACCUCACAAGCAAGGAAGGUCACUCGAAAGGAGUUGCGGAUGACGCUGAUGUCGUGGCGCAACCACGGGAUGUUACGUUGACGGAGGAUGAGCACCCAACACUCACUGUACAAGAUAAGGCUCGAAAUGCAACCCCUAGUGCUUUAGAAAAGGCAGUUGAGAGUGCAUGUCCGAAUAUUCUUCAAGACCAUCCGUGUGCUACUAUGGAGGCUGUCCUUAACCAAGUCGAGAAUCAAGAAGAAGUUGGCAUGGACACUGAGUGCGAUGAGAAGCUGAUAGGAGAUGAGCCCGAAAAGGCUGAACAGAAUCAUCACGUUGUCACCAACGACGUCGUGGUGAGGCGAUGGGACGCCCAAAUUGAGGAUAGGCCCGCCGCUUCUCCAACACCCUUGAGUCUUCGUAAAGUUUCUAACGCCUUUCAGAACACAAUGGAGUAUGGGGCCUUUAUCGGAGGCUAUUCGUACGAGUCAAUCCCCAACAGUAUGACUACGGAUGAUCUUAUCGCUAUCGGCCCAUGGGUUCAUGUUCACAAGGUGCAUACAGGCAUGGACUCAGCUAUGACCCAGGACCAUGGGGUAGAUGUAGACCCAACCCAGGGGGAUGUGCCGCCCUCGAAGGAGGAUGAGGGGGAGGUCAUGCUGCCUCCCGUCCACCCGAAUUAUGAUGAUGGCGUUAAUAUCGAUUACGAUCGUGUACCGUAUGCUGAUGCGCAAACUCUACUCCGUGUUCUCACCCUCAUGGAUGAGAAGGUGAAAUACCUCACUAAUAGAGAUGAUACGGCUAGAGUCAGUGAUGGAGGACAGGCUAUACCCUCGGGUUCGGUGCCUGCUAUGGAGGAGACGACACCGACAAUAGAGAAUGAGCUGCAAGUUGGGCCUGGGAAGAUACCCAAGGGCUUCAGUGUGAUCGCCGAAGUGAGCACUCAAGCCGAUGGGGCAAGUCGAAUACAGGCCGGAUAA
Molecule: messenger RNA, 1110 nt
Organism: Perkinsus marinus ATCC 50983
Lineage: Eukaryota; Perkinsozoa; Perkinsida; Perkinsidae
Exons: 8
Coding region: 1-1110 (369 amino acids)
Source: RefSeq, a predicted model, not a curated record